This is a messenger RNA of Cariama cristata (Red-legged seriema), 3317 nucleotides long. RefSeq names its product ryanodine receptor 2-like. The transcript is spliced from 29 exons. The record is from RefSeq and is a predicted model, not a curated record. Lineage: Eukaryota; Metazoa; Chordata; Aves; Cariamiformes; Cariamidae. The annotation marks the transcript as partial. Gene Ontology annotation, cellular component: sarcoplasmic reticulum membrane; Z disc; calcium channel complex. Gene Ontology annotation, biological process: calcium ion transport. Gene Ontology annotation, molecular function: ryanodine-sensitive calcium-release channel activity.
AAGUAUGAACAAGAACUGUUCAAAUUGGCUUUGCCUUGUUUGAGCGCAGUUGCAGGGGCCUUACCUCCAGACUAUAUGGAAUCCAAUUAUGUCAAUAUGAUGGAAAAGCAAUCUUCAAUGGAUUCAGAUGGGAAUUUUAAUCCUCAACCUGUUGAUACAUCAAACAUAACAAUCCCUGAAAAGCUAGAAUAUUUCAUUAACAAAUAUGCAGAACACUCUCAUGACAAAUGGUCAAUGGAAAAGUUUGCCAAUGGAUGGACAUAUGGUGAAAUGUAUUCUGAAUCUGCAAAAGUGCAACCAUUAAUGAAACAAUAUAAAUUACUAUCUGAAAAGGAGAAAGAAAUUUAUCGAUGGCCAAUCAAAGAAUCACUAAAAACUAUGCUGGCAUGGGGAUGGCGAAUUGAAAGAACACGGGAGGGAGAUUCCAUGGCACUGUAUAAUCGGACGCGUCGCAUAUCUCAAACCAGUCAAAUCUCUGUAGAUACAGCCCACGGUUACGCUCCUCGAGCUAUUGACAUGAGCAAUGUCACCCUCUCCAGAGACUUACAUGCUAUGGCUGAGAUGAUGGCUGAAAACUACCAUAAUAUAUGGGCAAAGAAAAAGAAAAUGGAGCUUGAAGCAAAAGUAGGAGGAGGCAACCAUCCUCUUCUUGUUCCUUAUGAUACGCUCACAGCCAAAGAAAAAGCCAAGGACAGAGAAAAAGCACAGGAUAUUCUGAAAUUUCUACAGAUUAAUGGAUAUGUUGUCUCCAGAGGACUUAAGGACCUAGAAUUAGACACACCUUCCAUUGAGAAACGCUUUGCCUACAGUUUCCUUCAGCAGCUUAUAAGAUAUGUGGAUGAAGCCCAUCAGUACAUUCUGGAGUUUGAUGGUGGCAGCAGAGGCAAAGGAGAGCACUUCCCAUAUGAACAAGAAAUCAAGUUUUUUGCCAAAGUUGUGCUCCCUUUGAUUGAUCAGUAUUUUAAAAAUCAUCGCCUGUAUUUCUUAUCUGCAGCAAGUAGGCCUCUCAGCAGUGGAGGCCAUGCCUCUAAUAAGGAGAAAGAAAUGGUGACAAGGACUGUGAUGAAAACUGGUCUGGAAUCUGUUAAGAUGGCAUUGAGAGCAUUUUUGGACAAUGCUGCUGAGGAUCUGGAGAAAACAAUGGAAAAUCUUAAGCAAGGCCAGUUUACACACAGCAGGAACCAGCCAAAGGGAGUUACACAAAUCAUUAAUUAUACCACAGUUGCUCUCCUGCCAGUACUAUCUUCAUUAUUUGAGCAUAUUGGACAGCACCAGUUUGGGGAAGAUUUGAUAUUGGAAGAUGUUCAGGUCUCCUGUUACAGAAUAUUGGCCAGUUUGUAUGCUCUAGGAACCAGCAAGAGUAUCUAUGUAGAGCGGCAACGAUCAGCACUAGGAGAAUGCUUGGCCGCUUUCUCAGGUGCCUUUCCUGUGGCUUUUUUGGAAACGCAUUUGAACAAACAUAAUACCUACUCAAUUUACAAUACCAAGAAUGCGAGAGACAGAGCAGUUCUCAAUUUGCCUACUACUGUAGAAGAGGUUUGCCCAAAUAUUCCUUCCUUGGUGAAACUAAUGGACGAAAUUGUGGAACUGGCAGAGUCUGGUAUUCGUUACACGCAAAUGCCACAUAUCAUGGAAGUAAUACUGCCUAUGCUAUGUAGUUACAUGUCACACUGGUGGGAACAUGGGCCAGAAAACAACCCUGACAAGGCUGAAAUGUGUUGCACAGCCUUGACGUCAGAGCACAUGAACACUCUCUUGGGUAACAUAUUGAAAAUCAUCUAUAACAACCUUGGUAUUGAUGAAGGAGCCUGGAUGAAGAGAUUAGCAGUGUUUUCCCAGCCCAUCAUAAGCAAAGCGAAGCCACAGCUCUUAAAGACACACUUCCUGCCACUGAUGGAUAAGCUAAAGAAAAAAGCAGCAGUGGUUGUAUCGGAUGAAGAACAUCUAAGAGCAGAAGGCAGAGGUGACAUGUCGGAGGCUGAACUGCUCAUCCUAGAUGAGUUCACCACUUUGGCACGGGACCUCUAUGCCUUCUACCCUUUGUUGAUUAGAUUUGUGGACUAUAACAGGGCAAAAUGGCUGAAAGAGCCCAACCCUGAAGCGGAAGAAUUGUUCCGCAUGGUGGCUGAGGUCUUCAUUUACUGGUCAAAGUCUCAUAAUUUCAAAAGGGAAGAGCAGAACUUUGUGGUACAAAAUGAAAUCAACAACAUGUCUUUCCUGAUCAGUGACACCAAAUCUAAGAUGUCCAAGGCAGCAGUUUCUGACCAGGAGAGGAAGAAAAUGAAGCGCAAAGGUGAUCGGUACUCUAUGCAAACCUCUCUCAUUGUGGCAGCCCUGAAGAGAUUACUUCCCAUUGGCCUAAAUAUUUGUGCUCCCGGAGACCAAGAGCUAAUUGCACUGGCCAAAAAUCGAUUCAGUAUGAAAGAUACUGAAGAUGAAGUACGAGAUAUCAUCCGCAGUAAUCUUCAUCUCCAGGGCAAGCUUGAGGAUCCCGCCAUCAGGUGGCAGAUGGCACUGUACAAGGAUUUACCAAACAGGACUGAAGAUUCCUCCGAUCCAGAGAAGACUGUGGAAAGGGUCCUUGAUAUAGCUAAUGUACUGUUUCACCUGGAACAGGUUGAGCAUCCUCAGCGGUCCAAAAAAGCAGUGUGGCAUAAGCUACUGUCUAAACAGAGGAAAAGAGCAGUAGUUGCCUGCUUUAGAAUGGCACCAUUGUAUAAUCUGCCAAGGCACCGAGCCGUCAAUCUCUUUCUUCAAGGCUAUGAUAAAUCUUGGAUUGAAACAGAAGAACACUAUUUUGAAGACAAACUGAUAGAAGACUUAGCAAAACCUGGGGAGGAACCACCAGAAGAAGACGAAAGCCUUAAAAGAGUUGAUCCUUUACAUCAACUUAUUCUGCUAUUCAGUCGAACAGCCUUGACUGAAAAAUGCAAAUUGGAGGAAGAUUUCCUGUAUAUGGCUUAUGCUGACAUUAUGGCAAAGAGCUGCCAUGAUGAAGAUGAUGAUGAUGGUGAAGAAGAAGUGAAGAGUUUUGAAGUGACAGGAUCACAACGCAGCAAGGAAAAAGAAAUGGAGAAGCAAAAACUUCUGUAUCAACAAGCCAGACUGCAUGAUCGUGGUGCUGCUGAGAUGGUUCUGCAGACAAUCAGUGCUAGUAAAGGUGAGAUGGGGCCAAUGGUUGCAGCUACCCUAAAGCUAGGGAUUGCUAUCUUAAAUGGAGGAAAUUCUACCGUUCAACAGAAAAUGCUUGACUACCUCAAGGAUAAAAAGGAUGUGGGAUUCUUUCAGAGCCUUGCUGGUCUUAUGCAGUCCUGUAG